Messenger RNA from Penaeus indicus, 5119 nucleotides. RefSeq names its product PHD finger protein rhinoceros-like. The transcript has 10 exons. The coding region runs from base 25 to 4251 and encodes 1408 amino acids. The record is from RefSeq and is a predicted model, not a curated record. Lineage: Eukaryota; Metazoa; Arthropoda; Malacostraca; Decapoda; Penaeidae.
CUCCACCGCCAAGUGUCCAUCAUCAUGAAGGACCCCAGCAGCGCUCCCGACGGCGAGGAGGGGGACGUCGACCCUGGUGCCACCUCAGGCGACCCCGAGGCCAACCAGCGCCUCAUCAAUCAACUCAGGUCACGCAUCGCUGACCUGGAAAUCCGCGGGGAACACCUCAUGGACGAGAAGGUGCAGCUGGAGAGAGCCUUCAAACUGCACAAGGAACAAGAGACCGAGAUCGCCGAGUCCUUAGUGCAAAGGAUCCGAGAACUGCAAGAUGCCGGGGCGGAAGUCAACAUCCAGACAGUGCAAUGCCAGACGGAUGAUGUCAGCUUGCCCUCGGAGGACAGCGUGGUCGUCCUCGAGGAACCUCCCGCCGAAGUGUUCCCCGAGGAGCAGGAACCCAAGGAGGAAGCCACGAAGAGGCCGGAGAAAGUGGAGAAGGCGGUGGAGGAGGAGAGGCGCGAAGGUCGUCCUCGAGAGCAUCGUAAGGUCAAGAAAACUCCGCCCAAGAAACUCCAAAAGUUGCAUAACCUGACGGGUGACCUUCUCUUCCAGGCCAAGUGUCUCGAGCAAGCACUGGUGACCAAGCACGGCUUGGAUCGCCGAGGUGACCCCCAGCAGCCCCGAGGUCACGGCCACCGGCAAAGGAGUCUGAGAGGCCGGAGUUCCCUGAGACUCGCAGGAGACGUCGGGGCGCCACAGAGGAGCCACAGAAACUCCUCCGCCCGGACGUGGUCUUCUAUCGAGGCAAUUACGUCCGUUGAAUCCCCGCAGGACUCAGGCAUAUGGGAAGCGGGGACCGGCGCAGGAUUGGAGUCCUUCGGAGCGCCGAGGUCCUCCAGGGGUCCCACGGCCUCCACCACGAGCAUCGACCCCCAGGACCUGUUGGCCAUGAACGCCGAGCUGAGCCGGAUGGCCAAGGAACUCAGGCUCGAGAUGAUGAAAAUGUGGAGUUAUCGGGAAUCAACUUCACCUGAGUCAGUGUCUUCUGAGACGAUAGGACCUGAGAGUCUAGACGAAGCCAAGCCCGUCGACGACCAGUUGGUGGCCGAAGCGAAGGAGGUGUUCCAGAGCAUCGCACUCCUGCCGAAGGACAGUACUCCCCCGUCGCCUCACUCGGGCAGGUCCCCUUCCAGCCGGUCCCAUAGGUCGCCCUCCACCACCUCCCUCUCCAAGCGGCGAGGGUCAGCUGGCCAGGAGGAGAGAUGUGGCCGAAGGAGUACCGAGAGAGAGCGGAGCAGGUCAGCCUCGGGCACGCCGGUCAGGAGAGAUUCUCAUCGGCAGCGAAAGCGUCGAGAAGAAGAGGACGAUGAAGAUGACGAGGACGACGAAGAAGAAGAGGAGGGGCAACGGAAGGAAAAAUCAGACCACAAGGACGCGGAUAUCAGUGUGUUCCUUCCCUCCGGCGCUACCUUCGGGGAACUUCUCCUGAGGAGCAAACAGCACCACGACGAAGACGAGUCGGCGUGGGAGGGACCUCGACGGCGCUCUUCCGACGGCCUCUCCACCGUCACGUCGGGGCCGUCGCGCUCGCGCUCGCCCUCGCCCAGCAUCGCCUCCAGCGCUCCGUCCGUUGAGGCGUCACCCAGAAUAGAUGAGGAGGAAGAGGAAAGCAUCUCCCUCGCGGGUACCUGGAGGACGACCACCACCUCGACCACGCGAUCGGGAGACUACGUCCUCUCCUCAAGCUUCGAGUGGGAGGAGGAGAACCCAGAGGAGAGAAGACGGCCCCGAGGAAGAUGGAAGGCAGUAGUCGAGGAGGAGGAGGAGGAAGAAGAGGAAGACGAGAAGGAAGACCGAGAGACUCCCAAGCCUCAGGUGUGGACAGAAGCUCCCGAGGACACGAGGAGGAGCUUCGAGACGGAGGUGACCGUCGCAGCACCGCGUCACGGCAGGAGGGACCUAAGGACGCGACGUAUUUCUGAUACUCAGGUGGAGUACGAGAGCUUCGGCCACAACAACCGGGACGAAUGUUUCGCCAACACUUUCAGCAGAACCGUGUACGACGACGAAGCCCUGGCGGCGGGGAGGCUUAGCCGGAACCCCUCCGUCCGCCGAGCCAACUCACGGGACGCCGACGAGUCGCACUGGCGGCGUCCUAGAACUCUUCCCUCGGUGGUGCUGGACGACCUCCCACAUUCCGACAGGUCUCCCGACGUUUUCGUGCCCACCAAGAGAACCAUCUUCACCAUGCAGGGCAGCACGCGCAACCCGGACCAGGCCAGAGCCACGCCCACUUUCGUCGACAGCCAGGAGGAGGAUGUGGCGGUCCCGUGGCGGAGGUCCAGGAGCCAGCCCGACACGCCGACGGAGAGCAACGGCCACAAGUCAAGGGAGGACUCGAAGGAGAGCAGCGCGACGCCUACUCAGGAGGACGUCGCGAAGCCUCAAGUCAAGGAGGAGAGAACUGAGACGAAGCCCGCGGAAAAAGCAAAGGACAAGCAGAGGACGAAAAAGAAUGCAAACACCGUUCCGGAUGUUACCGUCAAUGGCGAAAAGGAAGCGAACAACGAAGAGAAGAAAGUAGAAAAACCAACAGAUAGCACCGAAGCAAAGUUACGAGGGGGUGAGACAGUGUCAGAUGCAGCUGCCAGUGAAGAGGUGGACUCGGAGAUGGACACCAUCGCCGCGGAAUCGUUGGACGUUGUGCCGGCGCUGCGAGAGGGAAGGAGUCCGCGGUCCCCCCAUAGCCUCACUCCAUCGCCACGCCCGUCUGGUUCUCCCAUCGGCUCCCCGCACCUGCACGCCCCCACUCCAAUCAGCCCACCGAUAGAGUCCAAGAAGAAGGUUCUGGAGGCAGCAAACGAGGGCGUCCCGACAGUCCGGAGCAUAAUUCAGAAAUUCAAUAAACGUAUAACGGAAAAUCAAGAACUCCUUGGAAGCCCUUUCAGGUCUCCGCCGAUGAGUCCGCCGUGGCAGUCCCCGCGCUCGCAGAGAAAGAUCUUGGCAGGGCUGGCCACGUGCAGCAAGCAGGAAGAUGCUUAUUCGUCCACUGGGGAUAUCAUCGGCAGUCAGUCGGAACUGCCUCGCCCUAUGAUCUACAGCCCACCCACUGGAGUUCUCAAGUCUCUUAGCGCUUCGGUCAUCACGACCAACGCUGAAAUUUCUCCAAAAGUCACUCGUUCCGCCAGUGGUCCUUUCGUCCAGGGCAGCAGUCUGUUGAUUGGCGCCUCCCCGAAGCCCACGGCAACUUCUUCGCCGCAGCACACACCAAAUACAAGUGUAACCUCUGCUGCUGACGUUUGGGGCAUUUCGCCGUCUGGAAGUCCUGCCAUAAGUCCCGCUCCCACUGACCCCGAUACUUCAUAUGAUCUUGACGUAUCUGUUGAUGAUUCUUUCCACGACCGAGCGUCAGCAUCCCCGCAGCCGGACAACAAGAGUCCCUCCGCCAGGCUGCGUGCCAUGAGAAUCAAAAAGGCAAAGGAAGACUUCCUUGCCCGCGGCGCCGCACCGUUGAGUGCCGCCGAACAAAGACACAGCGGCAGCCAAGACGACCUCAAAAUGCGGCACCGAAGCGGCACUGCCAGUACCGACGACACCUGGCGCGAUUCCGACGAGCUUUUUGCAGGAGGAACGUCGCCCAUGCCUUCGCCUGCGCCGACAGAAGAGGCGUCUCAGGACGGUGGCGACGCGCCGGACCAGUUACCAAGGACAUCAUCCAAACGUCGCAACAUUCCAAAAAAGGAGUCAUUCCGGAGGCAGAGCGCUGGCUGCCUGCUGGAAGAAUCUGCUUCACAAAAACUGGCUUCACAGGUAGUCAAGUCGGCUUCGUCCGGAGUUCUCAGUAGUGGCAGGGGGAAUUCCAGGUAUUCCAUAGAUUCUCAGUCCCCGCUUGACAGGAAGGCCUCCGUCGACCCGUCCACGGGCUCUGGCAGGUCCUCUCGAGGGAUAUUCAGGUUGUUCAGACGUACAAAGAACCGCGACAAGAAAGACAUGCCAUCAGUGCAGAGAUUGUGCCGACAGAGCCUGCUCGUGGACUUCGCCAAUGGCAAAGGCCGCACCAAGAGCGCCUCCCCGCAGCCCUACUCGGACCUGCGCUCGCUCCCGGAAAUGGAGGGCGAGGAGGUCCAGGAGAUGGCUCGCUCCUCCAGAACGCUACCUCGAAGUAGCACGGGGGAGGUUGUGUCUCCAGCACCUUCUCGCUCGUGCCCGUCGUCGCCCGUGGCCCAGCACCGGUCACGGACAGCGAAUUGGAUAGCUCGAGGACGACAGAUCUUCAAGAGUCGGUCUCCCAGUCCGAGCAAAAAGCCGCGGUGACGUCAUACCUGAACUUACAGUGUACAGUCUCUGGUCGGUUCCUGGCAAAAGAUACGCAGGCCCUUUCCUGUGGGCGCGAGGGGCGGGCUGUUUGUUACUUUUUCGUGAGCGAACUCCCCCUCAGAUUGAGCCGUAAUGAAUCGACUGAUAUUUACUAUCAGUGAAGAUUUUUCAGCUGUAGUGCGUCAUUACAAUUACGCGAUCCUCAAUGAGCGACAGUAAAGGUUGUUUGAGGAUCAAUACAUGAAAAUGAGAAGAAUAUGUUUUCCUCGUGUUUAGGAAAGAAUGAUAAGUACACAUGGAAGAUAAUUUUCCUAGGUCAGUUACUUUGAUAGAACUCUCGAAGUAUGUGGAAUUUUGAUGAGCAAAUUGAGAGUCAUUUCAUAGAGUUCGAACUGCUCUAUCAUCUAUGAACAUUAUCCACAUGGCUUUGACUCUAGAAACUUUUUUUCAACCGAUCAAAAUCUUUCACACUUUCGAGACAACUUGUAUUUGCGACGAAAAGGACCAAAAGCAACCAUUUUUUUCUCUCUCUUCAUGUUGAUAGUGUCAUUUAUCUUCGUAUGCAAUAUCACAGCUCCAGAAUGUUUAGCUUUACGAAAGGUCCUGAAACCUGAUUUCGACUUUGUGAUUAUCUGUGACAAAAUAUUCUUUGUACUUACGGCUUUUGAACUUACAUGACCUCUAAGGCCUUAAAUAAGUUUAAGUAUAGUUAUUGUGCUUAUAUUUUGUCUCGAUGGCGUAUCUAAUCCUAAGCAGUGUGUUCGAGUCGUCUUUACUUAAGCUCAUGUAAGGCUUUGGAAGCGGUAUUGGAGUAUAUGAGUGUCUGUACUUGAACGUUUGUAAAUAAAAUUUCUAAACAAUUUCA